CCGCCUGGGCUCGGGAGCCCUGAGCUGCGGUUCGCAGGCCUACUUGCCUGCCGACGGCCGGAAGUCUCUAUCCCGCAGAAGCGCAGCCAUUCACGGCCUAACGCAAUGCGACACUUCCGCCUGCACGAGCUCUUCCGGGGUGGAGGUCACCAUGGCAGCUACCUUGGCUCGGCUUGGUCUGCGGCCUGUCAAGGAGGUUCGGGUUCAGUUCUGCCCCUUCGAGAAAAACGUGGAAUCGACGAGGACCUUCCUCCAAGCAGUGAGCAGCGAGAAGGUCCGCUCCACUAAUCUCAACUGCUCAGUGAUUGCGGACGUGAGGCACGACGGCUCCGAUCCCUGCGUGGACGUGCUGUUCGGAGACGGGCAUCGCCUGAUUAUGCGCGGCGCUCAUCUCACCGCUGUGGAAAUGCUCACUGCCUUCGCUUCCCAUAUCCGGGCCAGGGACGCGGCGGGCAGCGCGGACAAGCCGGGCGCUGAUACUAGUCGCUGACAGCGUCAGAGAGACCAACAAGAUGAUUUUAGCGUGGACUAGGACACUUAACCUAAGAAGAGUUUCACUUAAUCAUUCAAAUCACUAUCUGGAGGGCCGCGGAGCGCAAAAUAAAAUGUAAAACCCUGCUACCACAAUGUUUCUGGAA
Molecule: messenger RNA, 638 nt
Organism: Mandrillus leucophaeus (drill)
Lineage: Eukaryota; Metazoa; Chordata; Mammalia; Primates; Cercopithecidae
Gene: MRPL53
Product: mitochondrial ribosomal protein L53
Exons: 3
Coding region: 152-490 (112 amino acids)
Cellular component (GO): mitochondrial large ribosomal subunit
Source: RefSeq, a predicted model, not a curated record